AUGUUUGAACUGCAGGCCACUUUGGAGUUUUCCGUGGAACUUGGGAAAUUCUACAAUGUGGAUCUUUUCCAAAGAGGGUACUACCAAGUUCGAGUUGUGUUGAAAGCUCCAGCCAAAUUACCAUGUAAAACUGAAGUCUCUCUUCCGAGAAACACGGAGAAUCCCCUUGUCCUCCCAGCCAGCAUCAUAAAUGGUGUAGCAGUGAGCAAGACCUUUCAGAUUCUUUAUCGCAAUGAAGAUGUUGUUGUCAAUGAUGUGAUUUUAUUCCGAAUUCAUGUCCUCGUUGACAGCUCCAAGGUGAGCGAAACGCUUGAAGACUUGGGGAAAAUUUUAAAAACUGGUGCAUUUGGACGGUUAAAAUAUAAUGGGCUUUUUGGAUUGGCAUAUUAUUCUGAUUUUACAUGUAAUUCCAUAAUCAUUUUUUUUUUCGUUUUUUGUUUUUUUUCUUUCUUUCCUCUUUCUUUGUCUUUUUUCUCUUUCUUUGUCUUUUUUCUCUUUCUUUGUCUUUUUCUUCUUUCUUUGUCUUUUUCUUCUUUCUUUGUCUUUUUCUUCUUUCUUUGUCUUUUUCCUCUUUGUCUUUUUCCUCUUUCUCUCUCUCUUUUUUUCACUCUCUCCUAUUUUCACUCUCUCCUUUUUUCACUCUCUCCUAUUUUCUCUCUCUCCUAUUUUCUCUCUCUCUCCUAUUUUCUCUCUCUCUCCUAUUUUCUCUCUCUCUCCCUCUCUCUCUCUCUCUUUCUCUCUCUCUCUCUCUCUCUCUCUCUCUCUCUCUCUCUCUCUCUCUCUCUCUCUCUCUCUUUCUCUCUCUCUCUUUCUCUCUCUCUCUUUCUCUCUCUCUCUUUCUCUCUUUUCUCUUCCUUUUCCUUUUUUCUUCUUUUUUUCCUUUUUUUUUUCUUCUUUUUUUCCUUUUUUUUCUUCUUUUUUGUCCUUUUUUUCUUUUUUUUUUUUUUUUUUUUUUUUUUUUUGUUUUUUUUCUUUUUGUCCUUUUUUUCUUCUUUUUUUGUCUUUUUUUUUUUUGUCCUUUUUCUUUUUUUUGUCCUUUUUUUCCCUUUUUUUUGUCCUUUUUUCUUCUUUUUUUUGUCCUUUUUUCUUCUUUUUUGUCCCUUUUUUCUCUUUUUUGUCCCUUUUUUCUCUUUUAUCCUUUUUUGUCCUUUUUUGUCCCUUUUUUGUCCUGUUUUUCUUCUUUUUUUGUCCCUGUUUUUUUCUUCUUUUUUUGUCCCUGUUUUUUUCUUCUUUUUUUGUCCCUGUUUUUUUCUUCUUUUUUUGUCCCUGUUUUUUUCUUCUUUUUUUGUCCCUGUUUUUUUCUUCUUUUUUUCCUGCAUACAUUUGAGACAUGCACUCAACCACAGUAAUGCUGAGAAUCCAGUAUCUUUUAGAUCUAAUAUUCAAGACAAAAUGGAGUUUGUCAGCCAACGUAUCAUGAACCUGCACUUCAGUCCAACCAAAGGUCUUCAUCACUAUGUGCCUGUCCUCUUUGAUUAUUUCCACCUGUGUGCCAUUGACUUAACAGUCCAUGGUAUGCUGGUUGCUUUGCAUCAACCAUAUAUUACUUUACCUCGUCCUCCCAAGUCAGCAUGGACAAACAAAGGACCUGAGCAUUCCACUCUGGAGUCAGUAUACUUCGGGAGUCGGCCUGGAGUUGGGAGUUCUGUUUAUAUUAGUUCAUCCAGUUUGCAAGGAGCCUGCCACACUCAUCGAAAGAUUUGUAAGAUCCUAUUAUCAGCCUAUGAGAGCUUACAGGAAGCCUUUGCAACUUACAGUAACUUGAUGGUGAAAUCACCUGUCAUAGAAAGAAAGGAUUGUCAUGCUAAGUUGGAAGAGUUGAUGAAAGUUUUGCAAAAAUUUGACAAUGAAGAAGAUCUUCUACAACGUGCCAGCACUGAUGUUACCCAACUGUGUGCAGAAAAUGUUAUUAUGUGGAACCAGUUUUUGGACACCAUCACUUUGAAUUCAUUUGUCCUUUACCAUCUUGCAACUGAGCACCAUAACCAAAGGGUGAAGAGAUUUGCAGAGGUAUUUUUCAAUCAGGAUCAUACCAAAAUCAAAUCACUUGAAACCUAUGAGCCAAGUAUUCACGGUCAUGUUGAUUGUGCUGCACUGGUGCGUGCCUCUGCCUACUUCCAGAACCUUCCUCCACUGCCUGUUGAGUGCCUCGAACUGGAUGGUGAUUUUACUACACUGCCUAUCAUAUUUGAAGAUGUCUAUUAUGAUAUCAAAUAUCCUACCUGUAAAAAUUUCCCUGAUGCUCAUGUUCACUAUACAAAUCCUGCCUUUGAAUGUUCUGAUGGUGAUACGAGUGAAUCAUCAGAUGUCCCAAGAGACCGGUCAAAAUCAGAUACUUCUACCUACUUCCUGUAUGGCGAGGACUCUCCGCAGUUACGAAACAAAGGCAAGAGAAAAUUCAUCAAGAACAUAAAACCUGAGGCUUUUAAGCGUCCGUCAUCAUAUUCGUGCGUCAAUGCUGACGCGACACCACCUCUGAAUGAUGUUGUCCUUGUUGGCUACAGGAAGAAGAAUUUGGAAGAGACGUCAGAGAGUCCACUACAGUUAGGUACUUUGAGUCCUGUACAAGCAUCCUCUCCAAGUGAUUUUUUCUCUGGAAGCCAUCUCCCUAACUCAGUUUCUAUGACUUCUCUCUUAACACGGUCCUGCUGGAGUAGAUCAAGUGUUAACUCACUCCCGGAAUUCAUCGAUGGGUCACAUUCAGGCAAAUUAGCAAAGAUGUCUGCCAGCAAGUCUGACUCCAAUUCUGACAGUGGUGUGUCUGGUAUGCAAGAGGGAAAGCGCAUCAAGCCAAGAGCCCAGAAAUCCCACACAGUCCCUCUCCUCAACCUAAACCCUAAGUGCCUUGAAACUGAAAACAAAGAUAAAAAUGUUGGUCAGGUCAAUAAAGCCUUUUGCUUUGACAAAGAAGUUUCAGAAUCUAUAGAGAACUCCAAAGAGCCUCCAGUAGCAAAUGCUGCAGAUAGUUCUAAAAAUUCAGAACCUGCUAUAAGCAAUGUUGAAGUCGAUUCUGACUGCUCUGACACCAGUGAAUGCGUUCCCAAUGGUUUUGAUAAUCGGGUCGAUGUUGGUCCAUCUGAUGAUGUAUCAGAAGGGAUGUACUUAGAUUCCAAUUUAAAGAACGCCGGGAAAGCUUCAUCUGUAAGUGGUGCCAAGGCAAUGUCUUCUGCAGAAAGUCCAUCUGAAAGUGUCACUGAUAGUCUAGAUUUCAGUUCUUUGUCAACAGUAACUAGUGACAAGAACUCCAAAGAUGAUCAGGUGACAAUCUUGGAGCUCUUGAAAGAAGAAUAUGCUAAAGUGAAGUUACAAGAUGCUGCUGAAGAAAAUGGCCAAGUGUUACUGAACUGUAAUUGGACUUCUAACAGCCCUCUGCAUGGACAGAGAGCAUCAAGUGAUCCAGACCUACAUCACAGUGUGAUGACUAGUGCUAGAAAUAGUGACCGAUCAGCAGCAGAAGAUGCAAAUGAAGGCACAAGCAGUGACGGGGCAUCUAAUAAUCUUCAGAUACAGUCAGCUUCCCAAGGAAGUUCCGUCAUAUCAUCCUCAUCUUCCUAUCCGGAAUUAUCGCGAAUUACAGACUAUAACUGUGAUAUGCCUAAACUUGUAGCACCUGUUGCUAACAAGACUGUCAAUUUUGUAUCGCUGAAAGAAAAUUUUAAAAAGCAACUGAAAUAUCAGGGACAUUUGUACAGUGAAUUUUCGUCAGUAGCCUCUAGCAUUCCAUAUUUCUUGACCCCACAGUAUUAUGACUCAAAUAUUUCCACUGAUCAUCUCCAUCUUAUCGUCUGUGUACAUGGCUUGGAUGGUAACAGUUCUGAUCUGCGACUGGUUCGCACAUACAUUGAAAUGGCUCUACCUGGGCACAGAAUAGAAUUUGUGAUGUCUGAACGCAACCAGACUGAUACUUUCGCUGAUUUUGAACUGAUGACUACACGAUUAGUAAAUGAAAUCCUUUGCUACAUUCAUAUGUAUGACUUGAAACCGCCAUCUCGAAUCAGUUUCAUUGGCCACUCAUUGGGAAACAUCAUCAUUCGCUCAGCUUUGGCUCGUCCAGAAAUUUCUCAUCUUCUUCCAAUGAUGCACACAUUCCUUUCUCUGUCAGGACCUCACCUGGGCACUCUCUAUAACAGUAGUGGACUUGUCAACAUGGGAAUGUGGGUCAUUCAGAAAUGGAAGAAAUCUGGUUCUCUUCUUCAGCUUUCCAUGAAAGACCACACAGACCCAAGGCAGUGUUUCCUCUACAAACUCAGUCAAAAAUCUGAACCUUUAGAAUCUUUCAAGAAUAUUCUACUUGUUGGCUCCUCUCAGGACCGUUAUGUUCCCUUCCAUUCAUCAAGAAUAGAAAUUUGUAAAGCAGCUCAAAGAGACACAUCACCUCUUGGUGCUGUUUACAUAGAAAUGGUGAUGAACAUUUUGAAGCCAAUUGUGAGCAGUAGUACAACCAAGCUAAUCCGCUAUGAUGUGUUCCACGCAUUACCUAACACAGCAAACACAAUCAUUGGCAGAGCGGCUCACAUUGCCGUUCUGGAUUCUGAACUGUUUAUUGAAAAAUUUCUUCUUGUUGUUGGCCUAAAAUUCUUCAAAUGA
This is a messenger RNA of Acanthosepion pharaonis, 4587 nucleotides long. Lineage: Eukaryota; Metazoa; Mollusca; Cephalopoda; Sepiida; Sepiidae. The record is from the annotation of a GenBank genome assembly.